Molecule: messenger RNA, 2112 nt
Organism: Bradysia coprophila
Lineage: Eukaryota; Metazoa; Arthropoda; Insecta; Diptera; Sciaridae
Product: organic cation transporter protein-like
Biological process (GO): transmembrane transport
Cellular component (GO): membrane
Molecular function (GO): transmembrane transporter activity
Source: RefSeq, a predicted model, not a curated record
UUGAUCCAAAGCUUUAAUGUGCUAAAGUGCUACCUGUAAAUUUGCUAGACAAUCAGUAUCAGUUUGAAGCUAUCGCCUGACAGAGGUUCUUGCGCAAAAGACUCCGUUUAAGCGGCCCAGUGUGUACCGACUGUAUAUUGAGAAAAAUUACCAAUAAAGAAAAUAUUUUGAGUAAAUGGUGUCGAUCAGUCUUGCCCCUGAUAUCAAGUUGUUUGUGAUUAAUUCAUAUAAUUUUUCAAAACAUUUGUUUGCUGAAUUCGAAGAAGUGAUUUGAUAUUUAAAAAAAAAUUACUCGAACGGUUUACAACCUGAUAGAUAAAAGUGCCGAGGAAAUAAUCGUCGAAGAUGCCACCGGAAAAAGAGUUAAAUGUGGACAAUGUUUUGAGUGAAUUGGGAAACGUUGGCAAAUUUCAGUUGAUCAAUUUCGUGCUCAUUGGCAUCGCAAUUCUACUGUCGUCAAUUGUUUCUUUAACAUUUGUUUUCGCAGCUGGCGAAGUGAAUUAUCGUUGCCGGAUACCGGGCUGUGAUGAUAAUCAGACUGAAUACAAGCCCGACUGGUUGUCUCAUGCAGUGCCCCACAUCAAUGGCGUUCCAUCGCGAUGCAACCGAUUCAAUAGUUCGAUUACCGAUUCAUCUCAGUGCUGGGAUGAAAAUGCAUUCGACACGAACGAAAUGAUCGUUUGCAACGAUUGGGUGUUUGAGACGGAAGAGAGAACGAUUCUCAACGAGUUUGGAUUAACAUGUCCGGAAAAUGAUUGGAAGUUGGCAUUCGUCGGAACCAUAAACAAUGCAGCGCUUUUCGUUUUUAUUGCAGUAAUGGGUGGACUAUCAGACAGAUUCGGUCGACGAACGAUGGUAAUCUAUGGGCUCUUUUUCACCGGCGUUUUCGGUUUGAUAAAAUCAUUUUCGGUAAACUACGUAAUGUACGUGAUAUUCGAGUUUCUGGAGGCUGGGGCUAGUUCUGGCGUUUACGCAACAGCUUUCAUAUUAGCUGUAGAGCUUAUGCAACCGAGUAAACGGGUUCUUGGAGGCACAAUUAUCGCUUGCAACUAUACGCUGGGUGAAAUUGUCCUUGGCAUCAUUGCAAUGUUAGUACCGAACUAUCGUACACUGUUGCACAUUACGUACGCGCCUUUGUUGCUUAUUAUCUCCUAUUUCUGGCUGAUACCGGAAAGUGUACGUUGGCUAUUCGUUAAGGGUAAAACGGAUGAAGCAGUGACAGUGAUUCGCAAAGCAGCAAAAAUGAAUAAGAUUAUAUUGUCCGAUCAAACAAUGGAUAAGCUACGUUGCGCUGAACACAUCAAUAUACUCAAUCAGCAUCAUCAUCAUCAUGAAAUUAACAAACGAUACGCUAUCGUCGAGGUGUUUAAAUCCAGAAUACUCUUGAUUCGUUUGGCUAAUUGCUGUUUGUGUUGGAUAACGAACGCCUUUGUUUAUUAUGGCCUCAGUCUGAAUUCCGUUACACUAGCAGGCGAUAAGUACGUGAACUUUAUAUUGGUUUGUACGGCAGAGAUUCCCGGUUAUAUUAUCACGGUAUUUGUGCUGAACAAAUUCGGCCGAAAGUAUUCACUGUGUGCGUCGAUGCUUCUCUGUGGCGUUGCAUGUUUAUCAUCUGAAUACAUACCCGUUGAGCAGUCUGCUUUACGCUUAAUUAUGUUUCUGAUUGGAAAGUGCUCGAUUACCGUUUCGUUUACAGUACUGUACGUAUUCACAACGGAAAUGUAUCCGACCAAUUUACGAAACAGUUUGGUCUGCGCAUGCUCAAUGAUCGGUCGAAUCGGUUCGAUGGCUGCGCCUCAAACUCCGCUACUGGGAAAAUAUAUGGCCGCCUUACCGUUGAUCUUAUUCGGCAGUUUAUCGAUCAUAUCGGGACUACUGAGCUUACUGUUCCCGGAAACACUGAAUACGAUGUUGCCGGACACAGUGGAAGAGGCCGAGAACAUUGGAAAAAAUGUCCCGAAAAAAUAGACAAACGAAAUGCAAUCACAGCGUUUUGAAGCCAAAGAUAAUUUUAUGUGAGAUUUAACCGUCGAGUUGACUGUGUUCCUUAAUUCGUGCUAAUUAAACAAACCAAUAAAAAUUCUUACUUCAUCGGAAGUAUGUUAACGACAU